Eremothecium cymbalariae DBVPG#7215 is the source of this 2757-nucleotide messenger RNA. RefSeq lists its product as uncharacterized. Gene Ontology annotation, molecular function: GTPase activator activity. Gene Ontology annotation, biological process: activation of GTPase activity; signal transduction; regulation of fungal-type cell wall organization. Gene Ontology annotation, cellular component: cell cortex. The transcript has a single exon. The record is from RefSeq and is a predicted model, not a curated record. Lineage: Eukaryota; Fungi; Ascomycota; Saccharomycetes; Saccharomycetales; Saccharomycetaceae. The coding region runs from base 1 to 2757 and encodes 918 amino acids.
AUGGUGGAUCAGCAGUCUAAUAGUAACAGUAAUGUGACCUCGGGUUCACCUGCGAAAAACCAGCUAACCUCAUGGUGGAGGCAAUUUAAGAAUAGUCCCAAGAGUAUAUCGACGGAUUCUAUUAAUAAUCGAGAUUCACAUGUGCACUUUCAGAAUCGAUUUUCCGGAACGAAUCACACUACUAAUAAUAACAGCAACAAAUAUAGUGGUAGGCCCUUCCUGAACAAACCGCAUUCUUCGAAUGCAGUGCCUUCUUCAUCGACUGUGGCUGUAGCGAUUCAGAAUAGCAAAGACUUCAAGUCUUAUCGAGAUUCGUUUCUUAACAGCAGGAAUGAUUUUACGGGUCAGGUUUUCGGUGUUCCCCUUUCCGAUUCGCUCUCCUUGGCGUCGGCCGAGGUGAUAGUGCAGAGUGAAUUGGCCAAUUUUGGGCGUAUACCUAUUGUGGUUGCUAAAUGCGGUGCGUUUUUAAAGCAGAAUGGGCUGUAUACGUCAGGGAUCUUUAGAAUUGCAGGCAACAAUAAGCGUAUCAAAGAACUUGUGUAUAUCUUCUCAACGCCUCCGAACUAUGGAACGAAGUUUACCAAUUGGGACGGAUUCACUGUUCACGACGCAGCCUCUGUGUUGAGGCGAUUCUUGAAUAACUUGACCGAACCGUUGAUACCACUGGAUCAUUACGAGACUUACAGGGAGCCGUUGCGGUCCAGAGUGCGUAUCUUAAAACACAUGACAAGACCAGUCUCAAGCAGCAAUAAUAAUAAUAAUAAUAAUGAUAAUGAUAAUAAUAAUAAUAAUGAUAAUAAUAAUAAUAAUGAUAAUAAUGAUAAUAAUGAUAAUAAUGAUAAUAAUGAUAAUAAUAAUAAUAAUAAUACUAGUAGUAGUAACGGAAAUAAAAAUACCACCACCACCAGCAAAAAGAACAACAACGAUGAUAAUAGUACUGGUAUUAGCAGUGAGCCAAAGAAGGAUGCUGGUGGUGGCGACGAUGUUCCUGCAUGCAUUAUCGGAAACGCACCGGUAGACUUGAACAAUAGCAGUUCGAACGACAAAAGUAAUUCCAACACAGCAAACAAAGACACCGGUAAUCUACGCCUAAACAUCAAUACGGCAAGCAGCAAUGCCGUAAGCGACGCCAUGUCCGAUGACGCAGAUCGCGAAGAUUAUGAAGAACGCAAAAGGAAACAACUCCGACACAAAAAACGGCUCACUAGAGAUAUCAAAGCAGCUAUCAAGGAAUACGAGGUGUUGUUUUCUGAGUUGUCCAAUGACUCGAAACAACUUAUUGUCUACUUGUUGGAUUUACUUUCCCUUUUUGCUCAGCAGUCUGAUGUCAACUUGAUGUCUGCAAGAAACUUGGCAGCUAUUUUCCAACCGUCUAUCCUUUCCCACCCAGACCAUGACAUGGACCCACGAGAGUACGAGUUAUCGAGAUUGGUCAUUGAAUUCUUGAUAGACUACUCCUAUAGGCUAUUACCUCAUUUGUUGAAAAUCACAAAGAAUGAACAGGCCGUCAUACAGAAGCAGCAGCAGCAGCAGCACGAGAAGCUCCAUGAGGAUCGUGAAAAUAAAGCCCUAGAACACAAACCGUCGCCUCCGCUACCGCCAAAGCCAACAGUACUGCAUCAAGUAGAAGGCAGUAAGCAUCAACGUCAUGAUCGUCAUAAUAACAACAGCAACACUUUCGACAAUGCUAAUACGAAUGAUAAUAAUUAUGAAAACAUUAUAUCGGCAGGUGUGAGCGGCAACGGUGGUAAAGACCAAAAGCUGGCAAGUAACGGUGAUACGGUGUUGUCUACGGAAGACGCAUCCAAGGCAUUUAGUAGCAAUUUAAGAUCGCCUCGAAAUAUUCAGCUGGAGCAAGAUCUUCACCAUUUGAAUCUAGAUACAUCCCCUCUUUCAAUUUCAAUUCCGUUGACACCAACGGGGAGCGUGUUGAAAAUGAACGAAUUCGAUUUAUGGUCCACUCCAGAAUACCAGUAUCUAACUGGCCAACACCCCAAACCAAUGCCUCCUCCUCCACCUUACCACCUUCAGUCACACCAGCAACAUUUGCAGCAGUAUUAUCAGCAUCACCAACAAAUGCAGCAAUUCCAAAACCAACCCCAGUCGCAGGUGUUGCAACAUCAGAAACCGGAACCUCCUGCUUUAAAUAUGCAAAGACGCCACAGAUACAGACCCCACUCAAAGUCCCUUUCAUCGGCCAUCAGUCCAUCUGAUAUGAUAGCCGCAAGACGUCAUAGCAAAUCGACUCGGUUCGGUAAGUCUUUGCUUCUGGGUAGCGAUACUGAAGGAAUGUCUGAGUAUGACGAGGAUGAAGAGCAUGGCGGAGAGACUCGUGAAGGUAAGCAGUCUUUAUACAGCAAUGGAUCGGGAUCCGUUCCAAAAUCAACGAUUGCUUACUUAAACGUGCCAUCGCAGACUAGUAAUAUGCAUCAACAACCACAAUUUUCUGUAGGUGCUAGACGAAGCUCCAUAUCAAGAGUCCAACCGCAACAACCACCUGUCUUGAUAUCUUCAGAAGUGGCUGCUAUUCCAAUAGUUGCUAAUAGGAAGCCCCCUGAUCCUCUAGAAGGUAUUAGCUUCCUAGAACCAUCCGAUGACGAUGAAGAUCUAUCAAUUCCGAUGGCGGCUGACCUUCAUCUCGAUGAUGAUGAUGAUGAUGAAGUCUUAUCUGUUAACGAACGAACCUCCAGAUCCAAGAAACGUGAUUCAUGGUUCCAGAGAUUUAGAAGUCGAUCUAGAUCGGCAACUAGAAAGUGA